GAUGGAGCAUUCAGACCACUGCAAUCUCUUGAGAUGCUGGUUUUAGACAACAACCUUCUGUCCACACUGAGCACGUCAUCUUUUGAUGGCCUGGGGAAGUUGCAGGAACUCUACUUGAGGAACAAUGAGCUGGAGCACAUGCCACCUGAUGUGUUCAGAAACAUGGCCAAGCUUUCUCAGCUGGCUCUCAGUGGAAACCGCCUGAAGACAGUGGAUGGAAACAUGUUUGCCCAUAUGCCUGAUCUGAAGAAGCUCUACCUCCAUGAUAACACGUGGCAAUGUGAUUGUGACAUCAUCUCCUUGGUGCAGUGGAUGGGACAGACCAAGGUUACCCUUUCGCCUCGGAAUGCAUUGAGGUGCACGAGUCCUACAGAACUCCAAACCAAGAGCCUCUCUAGUCUACAAACUGACAAGCUGCUCUGCCGUGCCUAACACCAACAAAGCCUGUAUGAAGACCACAGUGUGGGCCCAUGGAGAUUCAGAUGAUGAACUUUAACUUAAAACUCUUUUUUUUUACUCUGUAUACUGAGCUAGUAUUUAAGUGAACCUGUUUCUUUUAUGAUUUCUUAAAGCUGAGCUAGUAUUUGUAAAGGUAACUUUCUUUUAUGCUUUUUCUCAAAUUUCUCAAUAGAUUUCUCAGUGUAUCUCCUCCACUUUAAGAGCAACAUAUUGAUGUAUAUAAACA
This is a messenger RNA of Cottoperca gobio, 685 nucleotides long. Its product is annotated as leucine-rich repeat-containing protein 15-like. Gene Ontology annotation, cellular component: plasma membrane. The coding region runs from base 34 to 432 and encodes 132 amino acids. The record is from RefSeq and is a predicted model, not a curated record. The transcript has 3 exons. Gene Ontology annotation, molecular function: protein binding. NCBI's taxonomy places the organism in Eukaryota, Metazoa, Chordata, Actinopteri, Perciformes, Bovichtidae.